AUGCAUAUACGUCGACUUCACUUUGCCCCUUUCCCAUCUCCCCCGCUUUCCUCCUGCUUCCGCCCUUCCCAUCCGCCCGUUCCUUCCGCCCUCUCCUUGCUAUCGCUCCUUCCGCGCCGGCUCAUCCCCCCCGCUCCUUCCGCCCCCUCUCCUUCCCCGCCAGCCAAUCUUCUCCAGAAUCCCAGCUUUGAGUCCCCAACCUUCCCCACGCAACCCCCGCAUUGGCGCGCGUGGGGACGAGUUGCCCACAUUUGCCCCGCUUCCGCUCCCCCGCCCGCCUCCCUCGCGGAGGCGGCGGAAGCCGCCGCAACCACCGCGCCCUUUCACGGCGCGUGCGCGCUCGAGAUUGCGGGUUGCGACGCGGGGAAUGCUGGCAAGGGGGGGAGCGGGAAACGCGGGUGCAGCUGGGGGGGAGUGUCGCAGCGCGUUCCUACUCGUCGCGGCACGCGCUACCGACUGACUUUCUUCUUUGCUGCCCGGGCCGCCCGGCAGCGGUCCGUCAACCUGCGCGUGCGGUUCGGGGGGGAGAGGGCGCGGUUCGCGCUGCCGGCGGCGGCCGCGGCGGCCGUGGCGCGCGGAGCGGCGCCGUCGGUGCUGGGGGGAUGGAGCAUGGGGUCGGUAGAUUACGUGGCGGAGAACGCGACGACGGUGGUGAAAUUCGUCGUCGCCAUGGCGGAUAACAGCACCGUGAUUGACGGCGUCUCAGUCGUUGCUCUUCCGAAAAUAGCGAGUAAGAGGCUACGAAUGGGCGGCGGUUCGUGGGGGCGAGGGCGGACGAGGGGGGGCGAGGGGGGAUGGGGUGAUGGGGGGAGUUGCGGGGUGGGUAGAGACCCCCGCCACCCGCGCAUCAUGCGCUUCACCCUUCCGCCACCCGCCCCCGUUGCCCCUCCGCCCCUGCUCCUCUCCGCCUUCGCCUCCGCCAACUCCGCCAACAUCACCCUCACCCCCAUCGUCCCCGCGCCUGGCGCAGCGCUCGACGCGCCCAAAGCUCCCCCCAACGCCGCGCUUCCUCCUCCGCCCGCGCGUUCCCCGCAUCUCGUCACCACGGGCGCAGCGUUCUUCCCCGCGCCCCAGCAGCUUAUCCUUAAAGACCCCUCCGCGGGCCUCUGCGCCUCGCGCUCGUUCCUCACUUCCUUCACCUUCUCCGCCACGCGCGCGCCCUUUCGCGCGUCCGCGGACGAAGGCGGGGGCGCAGGGGGAGCGGGGGGCGCGGGCCCUGCGGAAGGGCUUGAGAAGGCAGCAGGAAAGGGUCCGCGCGCGGGGAAGGUCGCGGGCGGGGGAGGGGCGCUAGGGGGAGUGGGGGGGCGGGGAGGAGCAGGGAGAGUGGCAGGGCCAGGGGGGGGAGGGUUUCACACGCUUAUAGGGGGAUUCGCGUUUGUUAUAACGGGGCAGCCUACAGCAGGAGGGGGAGGGCCUGCGUUAGGGUUUGGGCACGCGUGCGCUCCUGCUGUGCCUGAUGGGGAGUUUCUAGCAGGGGAAGGGGGGGAUGCAGAGGCAGAGUCCCCGACCACCACCAGCAGCAGCAGCAGCACCGGCAACGCCAGCAGCAACGGCAGCAGCAGCAGUAGCAGCAGUGGGUGGGUGGACAGCAGUGGUACAGACCCGGCGCUGACAGCGUGUCAGCACGGGGUAGUCAUCACCUUUGCCAGCUGGCAGGACAAUCCCGAGGAGCAGGCAGCAGCAGCAGGCACAGCACUCAAAGCACCCCCAAGAGACGCACCAGUGCCCGCUGGCCUACGAAGCGGGGCAGCAGAGGGAGUGGGAACAACGGCAGGGCCGGCAGAGCUGGGUUCGCCACCGGUAUUUGACACAGCAGCAGCAUCCGUCCCCUGGCAACCAGACUCCUCCCCCACCUCGUCCUCCUCCUCUCUUUCCCCGCUCCUCAUUGCCGUCAUCGUCGUCUCCUCAGUGGCUGCCCUCGUUGCUGUGCUAGCCGCUUUCGCUCACUUCAGGCGCCACCCAUUAGGAGCAUCCCGAAUAUUGGCAUACGACGAGCUCAUCUCCACUCCCACCCCCUUCCCCUUUCUCCUCCCUGCCACCCGAGCAUCCCGAAUAUUGGCAUACGACGAACUCAUCUCCACUCCCACCACCUCCUCCUCCUCCUCCAUCUUCCCCUCCUUCCCCUCCUCCUCCUCCUCCUCCACCUCCUCCUCCGCCUCCUCCUCCCGCGCGCACCGCUCCUCCUCCCUGUUCUGCCGCCGAUUCCGAUUAGAAGACUUAAAGCGCGCCACACACCGCUUCGACCUGCGCCGCCGCUUACACAAGGACGGCCAUGGGGGCGCCUAUGGCUCGGUUUUCCGAGCCGACUCCCGCCUUAUCGCCGAACCUGACGCACGGAGGCUCGACGACGGGAGAUGGUCGGCAGGGGUUGGGGUGGGGGCGCGGGGGAGAGGAAUGGGGGAGAAGGGCGGAGGGGGAGGGGGAGGAGGGGGAGGAGCGGAGUGGGCUGUGAAGCGAUACGGGCGGUUUAGCUGGAGGGUGGGGGAUCGGGGGAGGAGUUUUGAGGAGGAGGUGGAGGCGUAUGCGCGGCAUGGGCAUGUGCACUUGGUGCCGGUGGUGGGGUACUGCUGUGAGGGCCAUGAGCACAUGGUGGCGUAUCAGAUGCUGCCCCAUGGGUCGCUACGAGACAACCUGCACGCUCCUUGCGAUUCACCCAUGUCUAUGGAGCAGCGGUUGCGCAUAGCAGUGGGUGUGGCGGAGGGACUAGCCUUCAUGCACCAGCAGCACCCGCCGCUCAUCCACCGCAACCUCAAGCCCUCCAACAUCAUGCUCACGCCCUCGCUGCAGCCGCAAAUUGGCGACUUUUGUUUCGUGCAUCACGACGGGGAAGGGCGCAUCAAUGCAGUGCCAGAAGCAGUGCAGCAGGAGGGGUACCGAGACCCUGCCAUUGCCGACCUACACCUGCCCACACAGGCCCUCACUGCUCAGCACACCGACGUGUACAGCUUUGGAGUGAUCCUUCUAGAGCUGAUGACAGGGCGACUGGCAGUGGUGCCAGACCCAGAGAACCCCUCCGAGCUAAUGGUCAUCACCGACUGGGCGGUGCACUACAUAGCAGAGGGGGAGGUGCAUCUCAUCAUAGACCCCCGGGUCUUCUCCCCUGAUCUCACCCCCACCUUCCAAACCCUUGGGGAAAUCGCCUCUGCCUGCGUCGCCGCCCCAGCUGCCGCCCGGCCGAGCAUGGAUGACGUGGCAAGGCAGCUUGCUGACGUGUACGCAGAGUAUUUUGAAGGAGAGGGGGAGGGAGAGGGGAGUAUGGAGGAGGGGGGGAUGAUUGACGUAUCGCACCAACCAGAGGUGUAA
This is a messenger RNA of Closterium sp. Naga37s-1, 3303 nucleotides long. NCBI's taxonomy places the organism in Eukaryota, Viridiplantae, Streptophyta, Zygnematophyceae, Desmidiales, Closteriaceae. The record is from the annotation of a GenBank genome assembly.